This is a messenger RNA of Funneliformis mosseae, 654 nucleotides long. The record is from the annotation of a GenBank genome assembly. NCBI's taxonomy places the organism in Eukaryota, Fungi, Glomeromycota, Glomeromycetes, Glomerales, Glomeraceae.
AUGACAUCCAUUAAAUUAUAUGUUUAUGAUUUAUCUCUUGGGAUGGCGAGAAAUCUUUCGAUGGGUUUAACAGGAAACCAAAUAGAUGGAAUAUGGCAUACUUCAGUAGUUGUUUAUGACUUGGAAUGGUAUUUCGGUCAAGGUAUAUUUUUUGAUCCUCCGGGUACAACAAUUUAUGGAAGUCCAGUAAAAAUUAUUGAUAUGGGGAAAACAGAAGUUCCUAAAGAAAUCUUUUUAGAACACAUAGAAGGGUUACGGGAAAUUUAUACUGCUGAUAAAUAUCACUUGUUAGAUAAUAAUUGUAAUACCUUUUCUAACGGACUUUGUGAAUUUUUAAACGGUAGUAAAAUUCCUGAUAAUAUCAUUAAUUUGCCUGCAGAAUUUUUGUCAACUCCAAUGGGAAGACAAAUUCGACCUUUUAUUGAAUCAUUCUUCGGACCAAGAAAAAUAGUUCAUUUUGCAGCUGAUGCGGUACUCGUCUCUGCAGUAUUAGCAGGCAUUAAACGUUCAACCGGCUUGUCGGUCGCAACAAAUAAUAUUGAAAAUCAAGAAAUAAGAAAAGCAGUCGAUAAAUUUUUAAAUGUUGGUGAAUGGGUUUUUGACCAAAGUAUUUUAAUUAUGAAUACCUCUGCAUAUUUUGAACGAAAGCGAUGA